Messenger RNA from Cinara cedri, 9750 nucleotides. The record is from the annotation of a GenBank genome assembly. NCBI's taxonomy places the organism in Eukaryota, Metazoa, Arthropoda, Insecta, Hemiptera, Aphididae.
AUGAAGAAAAUCAACAGCACCACUCUGCACUACCCAAUUUAUUCUGGUCGGUAUGAAUUUAUCCACAUCCUCUCUAUUCAUUUCUAAAGCACGACUGAGUCUAGAAUCUAAAAACGGUGUUUUUGGUUGUUUAGAACAGGCUAUUUGUUCCAAACUAUUAAACAUAGCAGAUUCAGAACCUCCUUUCCAAGCAGGUUUUUCAAAUAAUUCUUCAACACUCAUAUUAUAAAUAGCACAUAAUUCUUGUGCACCACGUCUUGAAUGCUCUCUUUUCUCGAUUUCGGGCAAUACAGAAUCAUGUAGCCUAUAAACUCUGUUUCCUUUUGUCAUGUUGAACAUAGCUAUUGCUUUUUGCUUUGCUUGUAUAGGACUUAAAUCUGGAUUGAAUUGCUUCAACAAACGCUCAGAAAAUGGUUUUCCUGCCCCGUAAAUCCUAGCAUAGUUUAAUACUUUGGCGUUAUCUCUAGUGAUUCCAAUUGCUUUUGCAGUUGCACUAUGCAUAUCUGUGCCAUCACUUUUCCUGCCACUGAGUGUCAUCCAGCCAAAAGCAGUCGCUCCAUGUUCUUUGCCAAAAUACGAAUCUCCGAUGACAGAUGCUAUCCAUAAUUCUUGGGAAUCGACAUCUGCCCCAACUAAAGAAUAACCAGCUGGUGAUUGGAUCAUACUACGCAACUCAGAGCCAACACGUUCAUCAAUAGCAUUAGCAGCUGUCAUCCAUGUUCUUUCUACAGCUCGACGAGUUAAUGUUCCACAUACUACAACCUGUGGUAUGAUUGCACCAAAUCCUUCAGAUUUAUUGGUCCAAACAACAAUUUGACCUUCAACACGUUCUCUAUUAUUUCUCCAAUAAGACAACAUACGUGAUAUUUCAAUGAUGCGUUCGGCUUUACUAUCUUUCCCAGACAAACCAUUUUGAGAAAAUUUAUUCAAGAAAUCUCGUGCAAGGGGAUUACCAACAUUUAAAUGAUUCCCAUCCUUAUGUGGAAGUUUUAAUAUGCCACAACCUGUAGCUAAAUUGUCUUUGCAUGGCUCAAAUUUGGUAUUUUUAUAUUUUUUUUUUUUAAAAGUGCAUUCAUAUUUAACUAGAUUCGUCUGGACAUCUUCAUGUAGUUCAGAAUUAUUUAUUACUAUUUUACAAUUACAAGAUGCAUUACUUUUAACAUAGUGAUCUUUUAGUUCUUCAAUUGGUACAAAUUCAGAAUCUAAGAGUUUUAUGUCUGUAUCAUAAGGUACAAGUUGGCCCCAGCCAUGUCCUCGUACGUAAUGUAGAGGAAGAGAUUUCCACAUAAGAGAAAGUAAUUUAGGGACAAGAUGCAUACCAGAGCUUAUGAGUACUGGACCAGGAACCCAAUUUAAAUCUUUGGGAGGGGCACACAAUUUUCUAUACCACUCUGGAUAACCAGCUAGAUGAGGUGUCUUAAGAGGCAUCCGUUCAAUAGUCUCCAUUAGCGGUUUAAAUGUUUUUUCUAAUUCUAGGAAUCUUUCUUCAUAUAUAUCUUCAGGUUCUAUAGAUUGAUUUUCAACAGUAAUUUUUGGUUUCUUUUUCUUUUCUUUUUUCAAUUUUAACUCCUUUGAAAUCCAAUUUUGGUCCCAAAGCCACAAAUCUUUUUUAUAAUUAUCGUUAUACAUUAAUUGACAAGCUUGAUUUGCUUGUUGUGAAAGUAAAAAUUUAGAUUCAAUAUCCAGAUCUUCAUAUAUUUCAUUUGAAGUGUUCAAAUAUCUGUUCCAAUUUGAAUUUACUGGCAAAUAUGAUGUACCUAAUUCUAAAAUACCAGCCAAAGUAACAGGAUGAGGAAACCGUUCUAAAAACAUCGGCCAUAGUUUUCUUAAAACUUGUGAUGUAGCUUUUACAUCAUUUGCACAAUAGGUCAUUAAAUUUUGAAAAUUAUCAUUUAUAUCUUUUAAUGAACCUUUAACAAAUAUUUCACGAUCACUCUUUGACAACUCUGAUUUACAAUAUAAUUUGUACACUUCAUUUAAACUGUUUAACGAACUGUAUUGUUGCCAAGAUUCAUCUUCAAUGGUGUCUUUAGACUUUAAUAAGGUUUUUUGAUAACUAGUAAUACCACUUAUGGCAACAUGUAAAGACAUAGUAUCAAUAAAUCGAAGAGCUGUACGAUUUAACCAAUAUUGUUCCAUAAUUCUGGCCCUAUCGAAAGCAACAUGAUGGCCAAUACACAAUUUAGGAGUAUUUGUCCAUUCAGUUGAUUUUUCUUUGGAAUUAAUUGAUGCCUCUAAAGGUACAAGAUCUUUGGAUGAAUAACCCAGAUUUCUACCAGAUCUAGUAUUACAAUUAAAUAAAUCUCUACUCGUCCAACUAUACCAAGCUUCUGAUGUGACAGCAGUUGCUAAGGUUGGUAAAUCACCUUCCGUACAGCACACUUCAACAUCAAAAAUGAUUACUUCUUCUUUGGGAUAGUCGCAUGGCUCAAUUUCAUUCCCACAAUAUCUUGUCCACCCUUCUCUAAAUACCCAUUCAUUAGGCAUAGUAGGUAAUUUGUGUUUUAAAAAUGCAUCCAUCAAUGUGGCAUAUGGAUCACUUUGUAUUUUACCAAUCUUAUAAAAGUGAUCGAUUAUGUUUCCCUCCAUUGGAGGUAAUUGCAGUUCAACAUCAGGUACUUUAUGCAAUAUGGAAGGUAAAUCAUAUUUUGAAAGUUCUUUUAGAGCCAUUUUUAAUGCAUCUUCGUUUGUAUGACGAGGUUCAUUGAAAAGCUGAUCAUACAAAUUGGCCGACAACAUUUGAAUAUUUAAGGCGUUUUUACGGAAUUCUGUCUUUUCUAUGGGCAUUAUUCGCGGCGUUCUAGUCAAAUUUUCCGAUAUCACUGUUUGUUCUUGAGAAUUGUCUACAAUCAUUUCGGUUUCAUUUACAGGCUUAGGUGAUUUAGACAUUGUAGAGUAUUUUCUUCCGCUUCUAGUGAAUUGCGCAUAAUAAACAUGAGCACGAUUCCAAUACAUCCCAACACACUAAUUUAAAUGAUCAAAACACGUGCAUUACAUAUACACAUAGUACCUAAUUCGCAAGUUUUAAAUCAGACUAAAAUCACUUACCUUUUUAUCGAUUUAUCAAUUCUAUGUUUUACGAAAAUGUGAACAGUCAAUAGUUACGAACGGAAAUAAAUAAUAAUACUUUUAUGCGUACCUAAGAAUUAUUACGAAAAUUAAAAAUCAUUUACAUACCACGUACUUAUCGUUAUAAUAUCAAACAAUAAAAAUAUGUAACUAUUAUCAAAUAUUAUCAAAUUCCUUAAUAUCCGUCUUUAACUUUAGCAUUAUAAUAUCUCAUAUUGAUAACUUGUUUCUAAGUUCUAGUUAGUUUAUUAUUAUAGAGAUAGUGAUACUGAUACUCGGUUACUUGAUAAAAAUCGGCAAAUUAUGUAUUUAUUGAAAAUCUUAUAUAUAUAUAUAUAAUAUAUGAUCUAAAUUUUAAGUUGAAAAUAAAUAGUGAAUAUUGUGAAAUUAUAAAAUAAAACUUUCAAAAUGUAUAUUUGUUUUUCAUUAAAAUCAUAACAUAUUAAUAUUUUAAGUUCAUUUGAAGUGAAUUAUAGUUUAUAAAUUUUAAAGUAGAAUAAUUUUAUUAUUAAUAAUAAUUUUAUUUCUUCACCAAAAUGACUGGUAAACCAAUUAAUUGUUUUGAGUUGUUAUUUAAGUUGAUUAAUUUUAAUUAAAAAAAAAAAAAAUAUUAAUUAUUAUUGCGAAAAUAAGUGCCAUUUAAUAUGAUGACUUCAUAUAAAUUAUUUUGCUUCUUUAAUAAAUUAAUUAAAAAAUUACCCAAAAGUAUUUGAAUGAAAUUUGGUUUUAUUUUGUGAGAGUGAUAUUGAUAUAUUAUUAAUUUUAAUAACAAGUUAUCACUUUAAGAUAAUUUGAUUGUUUUUUUAUUUUCAAACUCAAAAGUUAUACUUCCACCUCUAAUAUUUCUACAGAUCCUACCAAAAAAACAAAACCUAACAAUAAUUGUAUGAUUGUUAAAAUAAAAAUUUUAUUUUAAGUACCUUAGUAGACCUAAACUUAAUAUAAAUACAUUAAGUAUUUACUAGAGUAUUUAUGUUAAUAUAAUUCUUAAAAUUACUUAAUGAUUAAUUUAAAUUGCAGAUAAUUCUUUAUUAGAUUUAUCCAGUCAAGAAUUGCGUAAAUUACCAAAAAUUGAAUACAAUAAGAACAUUAAAAUUUUAGAUGUGAGCAAAAACUGUUUACAAAAAUUGGAAAAUAUUGAACAUUUCACUGAACUUACUGAAGUAUACAAACCUAAAAAUAAUUAGUAGUUUUUGUUUCUACAUAAAAUAGAAAUAUAUUUUUUCUAGUUGAUUGCAAAUCACAAUCAGAUGAUGAGAAUGUAUACAGUAGCAAGAUUAACAAAAAUAGUAAAAUUAGAUUUAUCUAAUAAUCACUUAAUGAGUAUUGAAGGGCUCAGAGAUUUAACAAAUUUGGCAUAUCUUAAUUUGUCAAAUAACAAAAUCAAAGUAAAUUUUCAAUUUUUACUAGUUUAUAAUUGUUUAGUUUUUCUAAAAUAAAUUUUUGUCUUAAGGUUAUUGAACAUUUGUCAUCCAAUGUUAAUUUGGUACACAUUGAUUUAUCGUUUAACAGUAUAGCAUAUAUAACUAAUUUAAGUCAUCUUUUAAAACUUGAAGUUUGUAUAUUUUAUGUAGAUUCUUGAUUUACAUAUACACUAUUUGCAAUAAUAAUAAAUAUUAUUUUAUCGCUAUUAUAGACAUUGUUAUUACAUUCAAAUCAAAUUUGUCAUUUAACAAACUGUCAACAUUUUCUUCCGACCAACUUGCUCACUUUAACUUUAGCUAAUAAUAAGCUUAAUGAUUUGAACGAAAUAUCACAGCUUUUUCGACUUGGUUCUCUCAAAGAAAUCACUUUAACUGGUAAUAGUUGUCUCGAAGGAUACACAUUUAACUAUAGGCCAUUCAUUGUGAAUUGGUGUCCUAGUGUGAAGAUAGUUGAUGGCUAUGCUGUAGAUGACAUUGAAAAGUAUACAUUUUAAAAUAUUCGUUUUUGUUUAUAUCAAAUAAACAUGUUAUAUUAAUAUUAUUUAAGUUUAAUUUUUAUGUCUUUUGUAGAACUUCUGGAAAAUGUAUAGCUAUGCUUGUGGUUAAUUUAGAUUUAUUUUAGUUUAAAGGCUGAAUGGUUGUAUAGCCAAGGUCAGGGAAGAAAAUUUCACUCUGGUCAACAUACAGCUCUCGUGCGAUAUUUGAUGGAAACAUGUCCACUUACUAGCCAUGCUUUAGAAACUGAACAAGAAAGAAAAUUGAGAUUAGUUUUGAGUAAAGCUCAACAAUAUAGAGAACAAUUACACAGUACUAUUAUGAUUCAACAUAAGUUUUAAAUUUGUAUUUAUUUAUAUUUAUUUUUAAGGAACGAGUGUACCUAGUACAAAGGAGUUAGGAAAAGACUCGUUGAUGACCAGAAGCCUAGACCCCAGUAUUUUAAAGUCUACAACUCAGAGGCUUUCCACAGGAUCGGAUAGUUGUCAAGCAACACCUAGCAGUAUGUCUCGUAGUGUUCAUUUGCCAGUGACUGAAGUCAACAGUUUUGUGCAGUCUCCACCAUUACCAGCUGCAAGUACUAUGUUGCCGAUAUUGGACUCUUUACCUAGUCCAUUAACGCCCAAUGUACCUAAGCCAAGAUCAGUAGUUGGUCUUCAAACACCAGCUGGAGAAGAGUCAAGAGCUCCUACUAUGGACAAACUAAAAAUGAUUAAAAGUAAAGCAUCACAAAUGAAUGGCAAUGAGAACAAAGGUAAAACCAUUUUAUGAACAUUGUAUAUGAAUAUAUACAAUAUAUAUGUUGUAUCAUUAUUGUAUUAUUGUUCAUUUUGUAAACAAUGUUCGUAUUCUUUUAAUAAAAUAGAACCUUAGUGUGAUUACACAAUAUGGAUAACAUUUAUAUUAAAAGGAUACUUAAACUAUACGCAAUAGAACUUGUUCCUUCAUUUGGAUAUCCAUAUAACAAAACAUUAAAUUCUACUUUUUUUUUUUUUAACAAAUAUAUUAUUAUUAUUAUUAUUAAGAAAACAAGUUUGUGAAUUAUGGCAAUGAAAAAUGCACAGAUAAAAGGAUAAUAUUCACACCUAGUUUUUUUUAUAAAAGUAAAAAUUUAAAGCUUAUUAAUAACAUAUAGAAUAAAAAAAAAUUGUUAUUGUUAAUGAAAUAACUUACUUCUUUAAUUUGGCUUGUACUAAAUCCCAAAUCUUAGUAUUAAUUUCAUUGUAGCAUUUUUUUUUCAUAAAAUUACAUUUUAAUAAAAUAAUGUACUAUAUUAUAUUUAAAUAUUUUUAGUAUUUUAAUAUCAAUAAUACAUUUAUCAAAUUAAUAAUAAUAGAUCAUCGAAUAAUUAAAUUGUAAAAAAAUAGUAUGUUAAAUAAAAUAUGGACUUCCAAAUGACGGAACGAGUUCUACUGUGUAUAGUUUAAAUCUCUAUUUCAUGAAAUAGAUACAAACAGUAUCCAUUUUUCAAAACUGAUAAUAACGCAAUAUGGAUGUGAAAUAAACUAAUGUAUGAUUUACGUAGACUUGCACCAAUCGGCCAUUAUAAUACAAAAAAUGUGGCGAGGAUAUCGCGCUAGAAAUUUGAACAAAAAUGUUUCCAGUGUAUACCAACAUGUUCAAAUGUUACGUUUCAAUGAAUACAUUAAGUAUAAAAUAUUUGAUCUGAAAUCAUUUGAUUUUCAAAAUUGUUCAUAAUUCUUUGUUUUUCUAGACAAAUGAGUAAAGAUUUAGUAGAUACCAAAAGUACUCUAGAAAAAGAACAUAAACUGGUUAUAUUACAAAUGCAAGCGAUCAAUGAAUUAUGGAAAAAGGUAUGAUUAAAAAUAAAUAUAAUUUCAUUAUAUUCUCUAUAAUAUAAUAAUUACUUUUAUUAGAUACCAUGUAAUUUAUACUAAAUUUUAUACAAGAUCAAAAUCAUCCAAAUUAGUAAUAAUAAUGCCACUAUGUCUUUCCAUUAAACUUCGGAUAAUGUUAUAAGGAAAAAUGCAAUUUACUAAUAAAAAUAAAAAUUCAAAAAGUGGUUAUAAUAAUAAUAAUAAUUUAUUAUCGAAAAGUAAAAAUAAGAAAUUUUAAAUUUUUGAUGCUACCCUAAAAACGUAGCUUGUGGUGGGUGCGGCAGUUCAAUACAAUAAUAUUUAUAUAAUAUUAAAUUUUCAUUUUAUAAAUACUUAUAAUCAAGAACAAGUUCAGAAUUUUUUUUUUUUUCUAGUCACUAUUUGUUUGAAAGACUAUAUUUAAAUAUAUAUAUAUAUUAGGAUAUUAUGUCUAUUAUAUUUAUCAAUUUUAUUAUUUCUUCAGUUUCAUUCCCCCCUCCCCCAAUUUGAGUAUAUGCAUUAAAAAGAUGAAUUACUAAAACGUUUUAGAAAGAUCUAUUAAGGUUAACAUGUGUCGACUUGAAUUUAAAAUUUGAGUAAAUUCACUCAUAAUUUAAUGAUAUAUUUUACAUUUUUAUGAAUAUUUUAGUUAUAUAUGGGAAAACUUAAAAUUCUUAAAAUUUUAUAGUAGACGACGUACAAGACAAAUUACAAGACGUAAUUACUACAAUAUUGUGGUUCUUAUCUAGGAAAAAAUACGAUAAUAUUUAGCUGCACAAUGUUUAUAAUUUCCACAUGAUCUUAUAAUUUCUGUAGUUGUGUGUAUCUAUUUAUAAAUAUAUACAAUACAAUUUUGAGAAAAUAGUACAUUUUAUACAUCAAAUUCAAUAUAUCUUGUAAAUGAAAAAAAAAUUUAAAAAAAAUAUGUAAGAAUAUAAUUUAUAGACAAUUUUAUUUUAUUUGAAAUAUAUUAUGUAACAAAAUAAGAUUUCCCCAUAUGUAACUGAGAUAUUAAUAAAAAUGUGAAUAUAUCAUUAAAUUACGAGUGAAUUAAUGUACUCAAAUUUUAAAUUCAAGUUGGCACGUGUUAAUCUUAAUAGAUUGCUCUAAAACUUUUUAUAGCUCAUUUUUUGAAUGCAUAUACAUUAAUUAGGGAAGAGGGGGAGUGAGACUGAAGAAAUAUUGAAAUUGAUAAAUAUAAGGGGCACCCUAAUAUAUAUCUGCUUAGAUUAUGUUGGCUUUAUAGUAGUUUAAUACAAAAUAUACUAAUAAAUUAACAUUAAUACACAAUAAUUACAGGUAAACAAUAUGGAUAAUCGAAUAGGUGGUGAAAAUAAUAGUGAUUCCAAAUGUCAAGCAUGCUCUUCAUUGGAUACUAAGGUAUACAUUCAAUAUUCAAUUAAAUACCUAAAAGUUGAUAUAAUAAAACAAAUUAAAUUAAGAUGUAACAUUGAUGUCUAUAUAAUCAAUAUGAUCUAACUUUAUUUUUCAAAAUAGAAGUAUUAAAAAAAAAAUAAUAAUAACUUGGAAAGUAAAAUAUAAAUUAAUAUUAUCAUACAAUAUUUUUAUUGAGUUUAAUAAUAUAUUAUGAAUAGGUAUGUACUUAAAUUUACUAGAAAAUAUAUACAUUUUAGAUUCUGAGAUUAUUAAAGAAUGCAUCGAUUUUACCAUAAUUAUUAGAUAUUUUUUUUCCGUGAACUAAUUUUAGUCCGGAGAAAUAAUUGCUUUGCAUGUUGUCCACAGAAAACAAUAAUAAUAAACAUCAUAAUAAAAUUAAUACAUUCCUUGUUAAGAUAAGAAUCUAAAAGCUAAACAUUUACAUUUGUUUGUUUAGUUUAUUGUUUUACUAUGAUGAAAUGAGAAAUGUUUUGGUUUUACAAUGAUGUUUACAUUUUUUUUUUUUUUCUAUGAAUAACUUUUCUAUUAGCAAUCUUGCUUCAAUCAAAAAUGAAAAAAAAACAACUUACUUUCAUUUUGUAUCUUAAUGGUACAUUAAAGAUAUGACUUUUUGAUUUUCUAAAUGGGUUUUCAUAAUAAUUGAAAAAAGGGAUCAAAUAUUUACAUAUAUUUUUAAUAUGUAAUUUUUCUUUGGUACGUAUAAUAUAUAUAGGGUCUGUAUGGAUAAAAUUGAUUAGUCAAACAGAAAUGUUAGAAAAUUGUAAAUAUUACGGCAUUUUAAAACAUAUAGCAACUGACCUUUGCUCAGAAUUUGGUUAGCAAUGGUUUAUCAAUGCUCGUUAAUUAAAUAACUUUAUGUAACUUAUCUUUUAAUUUUUAGACAAUGGUAAGCUUAGUUAUGAUGAUAAUAACCUUCGCCAAAAUGUUUAUAGCUUAUUUUAAUAUUUUUUCUUGGCCAAUAUUAAAUAUGCAAUCGUAUUGUUAUUCACAGGUUGAUUUUAAUAACAACUGAUCUAUGUAUGCAAAAAUAAAAAAUAAAAAAUAAACAAAUAUAUGUACCAUUAUUUAGAUAAAAAUUUAUUUUGGCCAAAUGCCACCAUAAAAAAUAAUAAUACAAAAUAGGUUGAACCAUUUUAAUUUAAAAAGACUUAUUAUAAGGAAGUAUGUGUUUUUUUUUUAUUUACAUUUUCAUUUUAUUCAUUUUUAAAUAUAAUUACUUAAUAUACACAACUCCCCUCACAAAAAGGUGUUACAGCACAUCUAUAAUUAUAAUAAAUAAGAAUUAUUUAAAUAAAUAUACUGUCUUUCAGGUCCAACAACUGCAACAAUCAAUGGACCAUGUGUUGCGAUGUGUCAGUCCAUCGACACAGAGUGUGGCCGAAACACAGACGGAUAUCACUGCCAUCCAAACACCAGUUGAAGAGUGUUGUCCAAACGUUAAUGCAAUCAUUCGACCAAAUUUCCUUCCACUAUCCAAAUCCUGUACAAACCAAGUUGUGCAAAGUACAACCGCUAAUGUAUCUACUGCGUCUUCAUCUGACAUUUAA